UGAAAACUAAGGCUAGAGAAGAGAGGUGUCAAUAGACGAUGACCAAGGAACUCCACCCGCUAAGUAUGCGACGGACGAUGGUCAAAAGCACUGUCGGUCACGUGCAGCGUACGACUUACGACUUGCCGGACGCCAAGAAUCCGUAUCACGUGUACGGCUACGAGAUUCCACGAGACCCGGAAAACGCUGGACAAGUUAUCGGCAGGUGGGUGCAUGCCACACCGUCACCUGCGACGACGACCGGACGCAGUUUCAUUGAGACCAAUCGCCAGGCUAUCAUUCACGGAUGCGUGAGCGCAGGAGAAAAUCGCAGGUACGCUAACGAGCACCCCGGCAUUGCGGUUAAGCCUGCGGCGAAGUGCAAAGGCGGUUAUGUGCCUACGAACGACACCACCUUCGGCAUCAAGUCAAAGGAGUCCGAAGACAUUUGGGGUCUGAUUCAGGCUAGAUACACUUCGUUUAGCAAUGACGACGCCUACUAUCCGGAUCUCGGCUCUAUGAAGACUAGGGGAAAACUACCACUACCUCGAGAAACCCGCUGCUCUGUUGGCAAGGACAUUCGCAAUUAUCCCAGGGCUUCGCAACGAGAACCCUUCAAAAUGACCAAAUUCAAAGCCGUCGGACCCACUCUCUACACACAACCCAACGCUCGCAAACCUGGAACAGAAGAAGAAGAAGAAAAAUGCCAGUGCCAAUGCGCCGACUGCGACCAAUCCGCAUAUCACUUUUCAAUCAGCGUGAUGGCGAUGCGCUUGUUGCGCCCCCUACUGCUGCUCGGUCUGCUCCCCGCAGCCUCCUGCACCUCCACCUCGGUGCAGAUCCGCGGCGUAGCCCCUUCGGACCAGACCACGUACUUGUCUGCUGAUUUUUCGUGCGGUAUAGGCGGAAGAGCCACAAACCUUCCCACCAGUAGAGUGAACGACGACUUCUGCGACUGCGACGACGGCCAGGACGAACCGGGCACCGCCGCCUGCUCGCACCUGACAAACGCCAAAUUCCACUGCGAGAACGACGGGUUCUUUCCGGGAAAGAUUCAUACGUCGCGGGUUCACGACGGAAUUUGCGACUGCUGCGACGGAUCGGACGAAGAAAUAAACGGCGCGUCUCCGUGCACCAAUACGUGUGCAGCUGCUGCCGCUAAGCACCGGAAUGAGGCGGAGCAGUGGCUGGCAGUGGUCAAAAAUGGGUUUGAGAAGCGACAGGCGACGAUUAAUGGGGAAAUCACCGCAUACUUCGACGGAGCACAACAGGCCGAGACGACGACACAGAAGGAGCUUGCAGGACUGAAUUUGCUGAAAAACAGAGUGGCAGUACACAAGGACCGCGAGGAGCUGAAGGAGAAAAAGUAUCGAAUGGAAAUCGCGAGACACAAGCAAGCGGAAAGUCCUCAAAAUGAAGAAACAAGCAAGCAGCAGUUCUCUGAUGCGAAAGAAAAAGAGACCAUUGAAGCGCUGGACUUUGAAGAGCUUGAUGCUGUUCAAGUGGCCGACGGUAAUGUGCCUGUGAGCUCGGCGGAAGAUGAACGCGCGUCAGAGGUUUUGGACUCGAGAAGGGAGACUGUCAAGAGCCUCAUUGAGUUGCCGGAUGGCACGCGGAUCCCUCUGGCGGAUUAUCUGCGCAUGAACCACAACAAACAACCAUCUACCAAGAAGUUGUGCGCGUUAUUUUAUUGGUGGCGAGCAGGAUAUCGUGAUCUAACUAAAUGUCUCUUGUGUAUUCGCAGGAGGGCUCCUCGCACAGCGGAAGAAAUGCGACGAGAAGAUUUCCUGGGACCUUUGCUUAACGGCGGAACUGAAGGUCGAAAGAGGAUUGGACUGUACGCGCUGCGGACGUUCGGUAUCGUCGUUUCCCCUGUCCGUGCGCUAGUUGAAUUAAUAGUAUUCGCUCCUAGAACGCUGUGGAGUGUGCUGUCAACGCCUGAAGUUGCCGGCUCAAUGAUCGACAAACUGCCGGACUUGCCGUACCCAUCGCGCUCGAUCUGGUUCCGCCAACUAGGUGGAGGCAGUGUCUAUGAUGGAUACAGCUCGGCGAUGUGGGGCGCCCGGGUUGUGUGGGAUGCACCGGUGUAUGCGUACCACUAUUUAUUCCCGACGCUAGAUGACGAGUUGAAAUUACCGGUGGCGGAGUCAUUGCGGAAGGUUUUGCGCGAAAUUGAUGCUGACAUCGCCAAGCUGGAGAAAGAGCAAAGUGACAAACACGAAGCUGCAAAACUGGACUACGGUCCAGACCGCGCGUACUUUGCGUUGAAGGAUAAGUGUAUUGAGAAGCGCAUUGAGAAAUACCAAUACAAGUUCUGUGCCUUUGGAGACGUCAAACAGGAUCAUACAAAACUAGGCAAGUGGGAUGGCUGGGCCGCCGGGGAUGAAAGUACUGACAAGGUGGAUCACACGAAGAUGCGGUUCUCGAAGGGUCAAAGAUGCUACAAGGGCCCUGAGAGAUCCGUGCUGGUACACCUCCAAUGUGGCAAAGAGGACGAGAUUCUGAGCGUUGAUGAGCCAUCUACAUGUGUGUACGAGAUGACGAUUAGCACGGCUCUGGCCUGUACAACUAAAGUGCUUGCUCAAGCACAGAAAGAUGUUGCAUUUUGGUCACGAGCGCAUUAA
Phytophthora infestans T30-4 is the source of this 2603-nucleotide messenger RNA. RefSeq names its product glucosidase 2 subunit beta, putative. Lineage: Eukaryota; Oomycota; Peronosporomycetes; Peronosporales; Peronosporaceae. The coding region runs from base 39 to 2603 and encodes 854 amino acids. The record is from RefSeq and is a predicted model, not a curated record. Gene Ontology annotation, cellular component: glucosidase II complex. Gene Ontology annotation, biological process: N-glycan processing. The transcript is spliced from 10 exons.